This is a messenger RNA of Ruditapes philippinarum (Manila clam), 1082 nucleotides long. RefSeq lists its product as uncharacterized. The transcript has 3 exons. Lineage: Eukaryota; Metazoa; Mollusca; Bivalvia; Venerida; Veneridae. The coding region runs from base 567 to 1082 and encodes 171 amino acids. The record is from RefSeq and is a predicted model, not a curated record. Gene Ontology annotation, molecular function: sequence-specific DNA binding.
GGAUAAAGAAUGGCUGACAUAAAAGCGCUUUUAUUUUAUUGAAAAUAUUUGAAAUAGUAGCUUUAGGAUAAAAAUGGUAUUAAAGUCAAUCGUUUAUGAGAGAAACGAACGUUUAUUUAUUUAUUUUUGUGAGCAUACGGGCGCAUCCAUGUUAACGAUUUAAUUCUCGCGAGACCGAGAAUGUGAUGUCAUAUACCCACUUCCGGUUAAAUCGCGCGCUAUGAAAAAUAACAACAACAACUCGACUCUGCUGGAUUUUUCCCCAUUUAUUUCACUGUGAAAUAAUUAUUUACGAAAAAUUUUAUUAACUGAUAGCUUGAAAAGUGUGUAUAUAUCGUGUAGCUAUAAUUGAAGUCAAGAUAUGUGACCGGAUCACCUGUGUAUCGAAAGUAAAUAUGACGCUGGGCCAGGCUUAAUUGUGUAAACAAAUUGACUCUGGCUUUCUCUGCUGGAUUUUUUUUUUUGUUAUAAUCAUUGCGAAAAUUCAUGUAAAGUGUGUUUAUAUUGUGCAGCUAUAAUUUAAGUCACGAUAUGUGACAGGAUCAUCUGUGUUUUGAAAGUUAAACAUGCCGCAGUGCCAGGCUUUUAAUUGUGUAAACAAAAGUGGAUGUGGGAAAAGUUUUUUCCCUAUUCCGGAUCCUCUUAAAUCUUACGAUCACAGGAAAUUGUGCAAGAAAUGGAUUGAAAACCUUCACAACAAGAAAUUAAAUCUGCAAACAUUUAAAGCUCAUCGACAAAAGGUUGUGUGUGAGGACCACUUUACGGAUGAUUGUUUUGAGGGCCCAUACACAUGUAAAGUGGCACAAUCUCUGAAUUUUAAAAGUAAGAGAAAGGGACUAGUAUUCGGUUCUGUUCCGACCAUUGUUAAUGUAAACAAUCACUCAACCACUAAGAAUCGACCUUCAAUAGAUAACAUUCGUUUGAAACGAUUAAAAGCACAGUUAAAGGAAGAACUAAACAUACAGAAACUCGCACCGUUUACUUCUGAAUAUGCUUCUGUGAAGAAAGUUGAAAAGACAGCACUAGAUGAAGAAAGACUUGAAAUUUCUGCACUAAAACAGCGGGUCGGUUCUAACCUAUAA